Molecule: messenger RNA, 2678 nt
Organism: Osmia bicornis bicornis
Lineage: Eukaryota; Metazoa; Arthropoda; Insecta; Hymenoptera; Megachilidae
Product: zinc finger protein 879-like
Exons: 8
Coding region: 226-2172 (648 amino acids)
Biological process (GO): regulation of transcription by RNA polymerase II
Molecular function (GO): RNA polymerase II cis-regulatory region sequence-specific DNA binding; DNA-binding transcription factor activity
Source: RefSeq, a predicted model, not a curated record
GAAGGGUACAUCCGUUCUAAUGGCGUCAAGAGCCAAGCACUGUUGUCACAUUUUGUCAUACAGUGUUUCAAUAUUUUGCUUUGUUUAUGUCGCUCAAGUUUCCGAAAAAGGAGUCGAUAAUUCCGCUCGGACUUGCAAAGGCACAGAUAGCUAGCUUUUACAGAUGGAAAAGAAAUAAUCAUAGAAGAAAUUUCUCUCUUCCAUCAGCAGCUGAAGUAAAUAAUUAUGGAAGUUACAACGGAGGAAGCACAAGCAGUGCUGCUGGAGGGAAUGGAGGGUGCGCAGUAUAUUACUAUUCAAAGGGCUGAUGGGGAACCAUUAAGCAAAAGUGUUCCCCUCUUAACUCUCAAUGGAGAAUUAAUCCCCGAAGGAAUGGUUGUUGAUAUGAUCAAUGCUGGUGUUGGUACAGAUUACGGUACAGCAACCCAGUAUUACGAGGCAGAUGAUUUAUUACAACAUGAAUUAACAGAGGAAGAUCGUAGAUUGGCAGCCGCUUUGGUUGCUGUUCAAUUGCAGCAACAACAGAAACAACAACAACUUCACAGUCAAUCUCAGCACGAAGAUUCAACUUUACCAGACGUUUCUCAUUUAGAGACUUUAACACCGGUUAACACGUACUCUAUUCAAACUGUACCGGAACCUAAUGCUCCGCCUGUAUACCCCACCUUGCAACCAUUCAAGCGAAUCACGCAUAACGUAAAGCAAGAGUUCAUAAACGUUAAAAGCGAAUAUGACGUGGACGUGUCGGCUGAAAGUAGCGAGGAUGCGACCCCAAGCUCCGGACCAAAACGAUCCUUACCGCAUAAAAAGAGGAUUCCCCGUAAUUUCAAACAGCAAACCAAGAGAAAUUCGACGAGGAAAGAUAGUAGUAGAUUGAAUUCAGACGGCAUUAAUGCUGAAUCGUCUACCGAUACCCAGGCUCAUGUAUUUAAGUGUGAGCUAUGUAGUUCUAAGUUUAGUAGUCAAUUAAAAUUUUUUGAACACCUCAAGGUGCAUUACGAGCCUGUAAAGCAAGAAACCAGGAUAGCACAAGCAACAAAUACAAAUAUCACUAUAUCUGUACCGGAAACUGUUCAGAGUCUUGAAAAUACAGUGAUAGAGGAGUUCAGUGAACCUGAGGAUCUCAUGGAAGGCAUCAGGGGCGUUGUGGAGGAAACGGGUGCUCACAUAGACGACGAAACAGAGUCUCCGUUAUCCACUGUAAACAAUGAAUCGCCAUUGUGGACAAUUACCGAUGUCACGGCGCAUGUACAUAGGGACCACGUGAAACCGGCGACUGUUAAUGAACAAACUCUACACAACAAAGAAAAGACUGACAUUCCACAAACAAUGAAAAAGAAGAAGAUACUGAAAGCAAGGAAAUCAAAUGAUGAACUGAUGUGUUCCCAAUGCGAUCGGACAUUCCACCACAAAAAUAGUUUAGUGUAUCACAUGCGAUCUCACAGUGGUGAACGACCGCAUCAGUGCGAAGUUUGUGGAAAAAGUUUCUUUGCUCCCAGCGCGUUGAAGGUACACAAGCGUCUUCAUAGCGGUGACAAGCCGUACAAAUGCGAAGAAUGCGGACGACAUUUUCGUCAAUGGGGUGAUUUAAAGUAUCAUUCGACGAGUAUUCAUUCGGAACAGAAACAGUACCAGUGCGAAUACUGUGGUAAAGACUUCGCGCGAAAGUAUUCUUUGAUUGUUCACAGAAGAAUACACACCGGCGAAAAGAACUAUAGAUGUGAAUUCUGUAAUAAAACAUUCAGAGCUAGUAGUUAUUUACAGAAUCAUCGACGUAUACAUACGGGGGAGAAACCUCAUCAGUGCGCGGUGUGUGGAAAGCCGUUCAGAGUGCGAAGUGAUAUGAAGAGGCAUAUGCAUACGCAUUCUAGGGGAAGAACCGAUAGACCAUUGAACAGAGUUAUAUCAGGGAAGAGUAUAGACGAUGAAAACGAUAAGGGAUCGCAGGCAAAAACGAUCCAGGAUCUCGUUAGAGAUUUGAAGUUGGAAGUCGAAGCGACAGGUGUGGUGGAAAUCGUUCCACCCGAUGAUAAUCCUGAAAGCAUUUUACCGCAUGCCGGUGGACAGACUUUAGAGUACACGGUGACAGCAUCAACGGAUGGUAAUUCGGACAGAGAUCCGUUGGAAGCGGUUGUACGUACAACUGAUAACAUGCAAUAUUUCUUCAUGUAACAUCUAAUGGAGAAAAAAUUGAAAAUUAUUGUUUUUGUACUAUAACAGUAUAUGUGAAAUUAGAACAUUAAAUAUUUGUUGUACAAAGGUGGUGCUUUGUGGAAACGCUGGCCUUCGCUGUAAUAUAGUAAAUCAUUGUUUGCACUGCUCGUAUAAUGUGCAUAGCGUACUUUCCAGUUUCUCUGCAAUACUACUUUUGAGGAAAUACCCUGAUGGAUAUAGUGUUUAAUACUGUUUUUAAGACUGUCAUUAGCAGAAAACUCGGUAAAGUACAAAACAGGAUUGUAAUCCUAAAAACUAUAUUAACACACGUGUGUAUGUAUAAGUAAAUAUAUACACACGUAAUUGCAUAUAUAUAUAUAUAAAUAUAUGUAUAUAUAUACGUAUGUACAUACGUAUAUAUUGUACUUAAAUUAGUUGUUUAUAUCGCGAAUCAUGGUUGAAAAAUAUAUUUUUUACGUAAAGACAUUUAUAGAAACAUUGUGGUCCACUUUUAUUGCAUUCAC